CAUAACAGCCCAAAAAAACUCCCUCUUCUAGUCUUCUGCUGCGCGACUUUACCUUCCAAUUGCAGAUGCUUGAACCCUAAAAUUCGCAUACGUAUGUUCUUCGCUUGUUGCGCUGGUGAUUCGACUCGGUUCUGUGCUAUUCACUUGUUCUAUUCUUUGCUGUCGCUUGUUCUAGUCUCUGCUGGAGCUAUUCUGUAUUCUCUUUCAUUGGUUCUAGAGGUGUUCCUGUUCGUCCGUUGUUCUAGUCUGCUGGUCGACUCAGUGCCUAGCGGCCGACCAGCGUUUUUGCAACCAUGUAUCCGUACCACAUCGCUAAUUUGGGACAUGAACUCCUAUCUCUUCUGUUGAAUCGAAGUUGUUCUUUUUGUCCUAGUUCGGCAAUCUUAAGAAUGGCUUGGAUACAAGCUGGAAAAAAGGGUGUCCAAGCCAGUAUCACCAAAGCUUUAACUUCAACACAAAAACGACAAGCAGUGGGGUUGUUUUUUGCAACUAAAAACCUGGAGGUUGUAAAAUCUUCUGCUUCAGCGAGAUGUAUACAAGAGUUCUCUUCAAGCACGAUUCUAUGUGGGUCCAAUUAUUGCAAAGUUAUGAGAAAAGAAUCCCUGAUAAGGUGUUUUCAUGCCAGUCCGGAACUGUUGGCUAGAAGAGAAAACGAUGAACCAUUUGCUAAUAAUCUUAAGAAAACUCACAGAAAAGGGAAAUAUGCAAAAAAAGAAAAGAAAACUGAACCACCUGUUGAAGCCCCAUAUGUGCCUCCAAAAUUGAGAAGAACUGCCAAAUCUUUGCAAGAUAAAGUAGUUGAUGUAUUUGAAGGCAUGACCGUUUCUGAGCUUGCCAAACGUACUGGUGAGUCAACAGUCACCCUUCAGGAUAUUCUUGUUAAUGUUGGGGAAAAGGCUGAGUCAGAGUUCGAGCCUCUCAGCAUCGAUGUGGCAGAGUUGGUUGCGAUGGAAGUUGGUAUCAAUGCUCGAAGGAUCCACUCCAAUGAAGGUGCAGAACUUUUACCACGACCUCCUGUUGUAACAGUCAUGGGUCAUGUUGACCAUGGUAAAACUUCCCUUCUAGAUGCUUUGCGGCAAACAUCAGUUGCAGCGAAAGAAGCCGGAGGCAUAACUCAGCAUCUGGGUGCUUUUGUUGUUGACAUGUCAUCUGGAGCAUCAAUCACAUUCCUAGAUACUCCUGGCCAUGCUGCAUUUAGUGCAAUGCGGGCAAGAGGAGCAGCUGUAACAGAUAUAGUCGUGCUAGUUGUGGCAGCUGAUGAUGGUGUGAUGCGACAAACUCUUGAAGCAAUGUCUCAUGCGAAAGCAGCUAAUGUACCCAUUGUGGUUGCAAUUAAUAAAUGUGACAAACCGGCUGCCAACCCUGAUAGAGUAAAAAUUCAGCUUGCAUCGGAGGGGUUGCAGCUGGAGGAGAUGGGUGGGGACGUUCAGGUUGUUGAGGUUUCAGCGGUGCAGAAAACUGGAUUAGAUAACUUGGAAGAGGCUUUGCUUCUUCAAGCGGAGAUGAUGAAUCUAAAAGCCCGUAUUGAUGGUCCUGCUCAAGCGUAUGUGGUUGAGGCAAGACUUGACAAAGGACGCGGUCCAUUGGCUACAGCAAUAGUGAAGGCGGGGACCCUGGUCUGUGGACAAUAUGUUGUCAUAGGUUCAGAAUGGGGAAGGAUAAGGGCUAUUAGGGACAUGAUAGGAAAACUUGCAGUGCAGGCCAGACCAGCAAUGCCUGUUGAAAUUGAAGGGUUGAAAGGACUUCCAAUGGCAGGUGAUGAUAUUAUUGUUGUGGAAUCCGAGGAGAGAGCUAAAAUGCUUAGUGCAGGUAGGAAAAGGAAAUUUGAAAAAGAUAGGCUUCGGAAGAUCAGUGAAGGUAUUGAAACUUUGGAAACAUGUGAAGAUGGUGAUGAAGAACAACUGCCUAAGAGGGUUGAAAUGCCAAUAAUUGUUAAAGCAGAUGUGCAGGGUACUGUGCAAGCUGUCACAGAUGCGUUGAGGACUUUAAAUAGUCCACAGCUUUAUGUGAAUAUAGUCCAUGUUGGAGUUGGUCCUAUCUCUCAUUCAGAUGUUGACUUAGCACAAGCCUGUGGUGCAUGUAUUGUGGGCUUCAAUGUCAAGAGUCCACCUAGUUCAAUUAGUCAGGCCGCGAUUCAAGCCAGUAUAAAGAUAAUGAUGCAUCGCGUGAUCUAUCAUCUUCUAGAGGACGUUGGUAAUUUGAUAGUAGACAAGGCUCCUGGAACUUCUGAGACCCAGGUCGCUGGGGAGGCUGAGGUGUUGAGUAUAUUUGAGCUCAAAGGAAGGAGCAAAUCCAAGGGAGAUGAUGUGAAGAUUGCUGGCUGCCGGGUGAUAGAUGGCCGGGUGACCAAAUCUUUGUUGAUGAGGAUUCUGAGAAGUGGGGAAAUUGUUUAUGAAGGUUCUUGUGUAUCACUCAAGCGAGAGACGCAAGAUGUGGAGACAGUAUCGAAAGGCAAUGAAUGUGGACUCGUGAUUCACGAUUGUCAUGAUUUCCAGGUUGGAGAUAUCAUCCAAUCCUUAGAGCAAGUAAUUAGAAAGCCCAAGUUCAUUUCAUCGGAGAGUGGUGCUGUUCGGAUCGAGUGCUGACAUGUGUGGUUAAGUUAAACAAUUCUCAUGCACAAGGCUCCUGCAGUGCGCUGGUCGGAGACUGGCUGGAUGUAGCUUACCCUCACAUAAUACGUGAAGAGGUUUUCAAGAAUUGAACCUGGGACCUCUAGGUUGCAUCCCACAUAAUAUGCAUGGUGAUAAUUUUAAUUAACCUUCUGAUUUUUCUUUGCAUCAACUUUUCAUUCAAGUGCUUGAAUAUUGAUAGGCACACAUUCCGUCAAAAAUUGUUGUUUCUGAGGCUGAAGCGCAUAUUAUGGGAGUUUCGCCACUGAUGGUCCAGUUGAGCUCCAUACUUUUUAAGUGGUGCAGUUUUGACCCGAAUUCUUUUGUUUAUUUAUUUUUUUUGUUUAAGGCUUUUAGUAAAUAUUCCAUUAGGCAAGACAAAUUUUAUUGUGAAUUUAGAGGACUUUGUUUAUUUUGAGAGGACUGGACAAAUCAAACGAUAUGUAUGUUAUUGUAAGACUCUUCCGCCUCCCUCUUCCCUUUUUAUUUUCAAAGAUAGAGCAGAUCAAUGAGUUCUGCAUUUGUUGUUCGAAA
This is a messenger RNA of Tripterygium wilfordii, 3143 nucleotides long. RefSeq names its product translation initiation factor IF-2. Lineage: Eukaryota; Viridiplantae; Streptophyta; Magnoliopsida; Celastrales; Celastraceae. The record is from RefSeq and is a predicted model, not a curated record. Bases 294 to 2585 code for a protein of 763 amino acids. Gene Ontology annotation, molecular function: GTP binding; translation initiation factor activity; GTPase activity. Gene Ontology annotation, biological process: translational initiation. The transcript is spliced from 9 exons.